GCUAAAAAUCGUGGCUGGCUCGCUCGGCUUAAUUACCCACCGAGCCAGGUAGAUCUAAAACAUGUUUCGCAUCGCGUCUUCCUCGGUUGUCCUUUUUCCUUCAAAGUUGAUCGCCAGAAGUCAGCAAGAUCGGAUCUACAUCAAAGCUCGGCAGUGCAGGGCCUCGAUCCUCGAUAUUCAUUACUAUGGCGACGCAAGCCGUUCGCUUCGAAUUCCACUGUAUGGAGACUGACGGAAAGCUACGGGUUGUCCACGAAAUCCCACGUAGUCUCCUCAACGUCGAUGCUCGAUUGGCACAAUCCGAUGCCGAAUACCAACAGCGUUUUGCGGACGCACUGCGGCCCAUCUUUAAGGAGCACGAACCGGCCUGUAAGGCGAUGUCGGGCCCCUCUUGUGCAAACUGUGGGUCGCCUACGGUAAAAGCGUUGCAGACGACCCAGUCCUGGCUUCACCGACCGGGUGAUCCUAUGGUCCUCGUCUGGGUUUAUCCAGCGUGUGGAGAGGAGCAUUGCAGAACUCAGAUACUGCAAGCAUCGCUAGAGGUCACAGCUGAAGCCAACGAAGAGCGCGAGAGGCGAAAUCUACCGGGACCCACCACUUCUUACAAAGUUGCACACUGUAACGUAUGUCGGAAGACGGAAGGGGCGAAGUGGUGUUCGCGGUGCUCGGCCGUGGCUUAUUGUGGGAAAGACCACCAGAAGGCGGAUUGGAAGACACACAAGAAGGACUGCGCCGCCAGGGCGAAUGUCGACAGCGAAUCUACUAGGAUAGCUGCGACCUCGAACGACCCCGUAGUCGCAGGAGACCCGGUCGUGGAAGGAUACCAGACCCCGUUGGACAAUAUCACAGAUCUCAACCCGGAGGUGUCUAUCACACAUAGCGGCGUGUUCAAUGUCUCGGCCCCUGGCGAGCCGGAACGAUACGUGGAGCUGAGUCGCGAGGAAGUAUUGGCGCAGUUACUAGGUAGUGGGCGGGGAUAAUAGGCAACAGAAAGAAGCUAC
Ilyonectria robusta is the source of this 1001-nucleotide messenger RNA. RefSeq lists its product as uncharacterized. The coding region runs from base 186 to 980 and encodes 264 amino acids. The transcript has a single exon. NCBI's taxonomy places the organism in Eukaryota, Fungi, Ascomycota, Sordariomycetes, Hypocreales, Nectriaceae. The record is from RefSeq and is a predicted model, not a curated record.